AUGGCGGAGUUCGUGCGAGCCCAAAUAUUUGGGACAACCUUUGAGAUCACCAGCAGGUACACAGACUUGCAACCCGUCGGCAUGGGAGCCUUCGGUCUUGUCUGUUCUGCCAAAGAUCAAUUGACGGGCCAGUCGGUGGCGGUUAAAAAGAUUAUGAAACCCUUCUCGACACCUGUGCUCGCGAAGCGUACCUAUCGAGAACUCAAACUGCUGAAACAUCUUCGACAUGAAAAUGUCAUAUCUCUCAGCGACAUCUUCAUUUCCCCGCUUGAAGACAUCUACUUCGUGACCGAACUCUUGGGCACUGAUCUCCAUCGCCUCUUGACAUCGAGACCGCUCGAGAAGCAGUUCAUCCAGUACUUUCUCUAUCAAAUUCUACGCGGCCUGAAAUACGUUCAUUCGGCUGGUGUCGUCCACCGAGACCUGAAACCGAGCAAUAUCCUGGUCAAUGAAAAUUGCGACCUCAAAAUCUGCGAUUUUGGUUUGGCUCGAAUUCAGGACCCUCAAAUGACGGGCUACGUCUCGACCCGGUACUACCGAGCUCCCGAAAUCAUGCUUACCUGGCAGAAGUACGACGUGGAGGUGGACAUCUGGAGCGCUGGCUGUAUCUUUGCUGAAAUGUUGGAAGGGAAACCUUUAUUCCCAGGCAAGGAUCAUGUCAACCAAUUCUCUAUUAUUACCGAGCUGCUCGGGACGCCUCCCCAGGAUGUGAUCGAGACAAUCUGCAGCGAAAAUACCCUCAGAUUUGUCCAGUCUCUCCCCAAAAGAGAACGGCAGCCCUUGAGUGCGAAAUUCAAGAAUGCCGAUCCUUCCGCCGUCGAUCUUCUCGAGAAAAUGUUGGUGUUCGACCCCAAGAAACGAGUGUCUGCAGCUGGUGGCUUGGAGCACGAGUACCUUUCUCCAUAUCACGACCCAACCGACGAGCCAGUCGCAGACGAGAAGUUCGACUGGUCAUUCAAUGAUGCUGACCUUCCUGUUGAUACCUGGAAGAUCAUGAUGUACUCGGAAAUCCUCGACUAUCAUAAUAUCGAUAACCAGGAGACCGAAAUGGGAGAUAAGCCCUUGACGGUGGAGCAAGCUCAGGCUGUGAACAGUCAAGUAGUCCAAUAG
This is a messenger RNA of Cladophialophora psammophila CBS 110553, 1110 nucleotides long. Its product is annotated as CMGC/MAPK/P38 protein kinase. Lineage: Eukaryota; Fungi; Ascomycota; Eurotiomycetes; Chaetothyriales; Herpotrichiellaceae. Gene Ontology annotation, biological process: osmosensory signaling pathway; cellular response to oxidative stress; protein phosphorylation. The record is from RefSeq and is a predicted model, not a curated record. The transcript has 6 exons. Bases 1 to 1110 code for a protein of 369 amino acids. Gene Ontology annotation, cellular component: cytoplasm; nucleus. Gene Ontology annotation, molecular function: ATP binding; MAP kinase activity.